Messenger RNA from Clonostachys rhizophaga, 1086 nucleotides. The record is from the annotation of a GenBank genome assembly. NCBI's taxonomy places the organism in Eukaryota, Fungi, Ascomycota, Sordariomycetes, Hypocreales, Bionectriaceae.
AUGUCGGACUCGAAACUGCUUAAUGGUACAGUGUAUGAACUCAAGUAUGUUGAUGUGUUCUGGGAGAUGUACCUCCCAGAUAGCCGCAACUUUACAUCUGAGGCCCGUCAGUACUCUAUAGCUGGCUGGGCGUUGCUUGCCCAGAAAUGGGUCCAUUAUGACGGAGCCCUCAAAUUGGCAUUGGGUGCCAUCAGCUUGAAUACCAUUGGCCAAGAACUGGGAAAGGAAUGGAUGAUACACGAGGGUAGGAAGCUUUAUGGCGCUGCACUUCAAGGCAUGGCGUCUUCUGUGAAGAAUCUUCACAGAAAGAAUCAGAAUGCCAUCAUAAUGACUUCAAGAAUACUCUCGUUAUUCGAGGUUUUAUUUGGUGACGGCGACCUAGCAAAGCGUUAUCGAGACUGGUCGGGACAUGUGUCCGGAGAAGAAGCCAUCAUGAUGCUUACGAAACCGGAAAACUAUAUCAACAGAGAUGCUCAUGACCUCUUAUGUGACGGGCGCCUACGCUCGAGUACAUUCGCAAGAAAAAAGUGCCUUUUCAAUGAUCAUGCUUGGAAGACUGUACCGUGGUGGCGCAUUCGGAAGACAGAGAAAGACAAACUGAUAGACAUAAUCCUCGAGGUUCCAGAACUCCUCGAGAGCCUCGAUAACACUAUAUCAACCUAUGAUGGUGAGCAACACAUUGUAUAUAUGCAAACAUUGGCAGCAAGUUUGCUUCGGUGUGAAGAACGGCUCAAAAUCUGGCAUAAACAGGCUAGCCAGCAGCUCAUGAUCGGGGAGGAGGCCCAAGACGCUACAGGAUUGGCGGCAUCUCACCUUAUGUCCAUUUACUGGGCAUACCGGGUGUUGAUACGAGGAGUUUUAGAAAACCAUCAGUUCUAUCAAGAGAUCCCAGCAUCAGCCGUAAGCCUGUCGGAAAUGCGAGACAACAUCUUGCGUCGAACAGAGCGCUUUAGCAGUGCAAAGUCUGGUUGGUUUGGAAAGCAGAUCAUAGGCUUUCCGGUUGGGGUCGCCAUGAGAUUCGCUCCACCAGCAAAGACUGGGGAAUACCCUGCUAUCUGUGAGACAGUAUCCGCCCGACUGUCUUAG